ACCUGUUGUCGAAAAAUACAAUUUUUCAUCAUUAUUUUGUUUCUCUGAGUUCGAUGUAUAUAAUUGGGCGUUCGUGAUAAAAAUUCUGGAACCUCAAAAAUGUUUGAAGAUAAAAGCAUUGAUCCUCGUACUUGUACGUACAGGUUAUUAGCAUCAUCAAAACUUCGUAAACAAAUCGAUCGUUUAAUCAGAACGAAGAAAUUACAAUUCGGAUUGAUUAAUCCUAAAUCCGAUUCGGUGGAUUUUUACAACCAAUUUCAUUCAGCGUCGUACUCUAAUAAUCAAAAUCUAGUCAACCGUACCAGCAGAAAUAGUAAAAAAAAAGUCAAUGAUGAAAAUGUGCAUACAGAUGAAGGUGAUAAAGAACAGAGUACAAUAAUCAUUGCUAAAAUUGAGCAGAUAGAAGUCAUUCUUCACCGAGCUGACGAUGAACAAAAACAAACGUUCACAUACAAUGAUUUAAUUGAACUUCAUCGUCUGCUACAACAUUUAGAUCCAAGCGAACACAUGAAUGUGGCCAAAGAAUAUUUCUACGAAUUUCUCGAAGGGAAUUUUCGUGUCAUGCAAUUACCCGAACGGCGAACGAAUUUAUCGUUGGAUGAACGAUUACGAAAGCUGCGUUUCAAGGCUGCAUCCGACGAAUACGAUUCGAUGGUCCACAAUGUUGCCCAUUAUGUCAUUGGCAAUAACAGAAUUGGUGCUAGAUUCUCAAUGUCACAAGAUUUCCGCCAAAUACGUUCAACAUUGCUGGCCGCAAUAAAUGCCAUGAUGGUCAUUGCGGCAACAUUCUUCUUUUUUUAUGUCACUAUUCAUUAUGCUCGUCCGGAUUUUGAUACUGGUAAAGUGGUACUCUAUAGUUUCGGUGCAUCGAUGGUCGUUGCAAUGGCUGAACUCUAUUUUCUCAUAAGGAUAAUUUGACACCUCAGAUUCAGCUUGAUAAUCAAGAUCAAAAUACAAAUACAGAAACAUCUCUUGUUUUUUUUCACUUUAUUAUGAAAAUUUAAUAAAAAUAAG
Molecule: messenger RNA, 1014 nt
Organism: Dermatophagoides farinae (American house dust mite)
Lineage: Eukaryota; Metazoa; Arthropoda; Arachnida; Sarcoptiformes; Pyroglyphidae
Biological process (GO): vacuolar proton-transporting V-type ATPase complex assembly
Cellular component (GO): endomembrane system
Source: RefSeq, a predicted model, not a curated record